AUGUAUUCCAUCGACCCAUAUCGAUAUGGGUUACAUCCAGAACGCAAGCUAAGUCCAAUUUCUUAUUCAAUUCGUCUAAGAUGUCAAAUUGACGAAAGAAUGGCAGAGAAAAUCUCCAUUAGGAAAAGGCACGAGUACUUCUUAUAUACACAUGUAUCACUAAAUUACGAUGAAAUAAAUAAAUCCAUUGUUUCAGAGACUCUUUGGAAAGCAAAGCAGUUUCAAUUCAGAGCUGCAGUUGAUAAUGAUUUUGGAUAUUACGAUGUAUUUAAAGAAGGAAUGAAAAAGUAUUUAUUUGAACGCAAAGAUAUUUUCCCUGAAUCUGAAUUGGCAGAUAUAGAAAAGUUUGUUACUUAUGCAAAGCCCGAAAACUUCUGCAUUAUGAAUCCAUACACAAAAAAAUGGUCCCAUACAGUCCUGAAAUUCUGGAAAAAUUGA
Messenger RNA from Trichomonas vaginalis G3, 438 nucleotides. RefSeq lists its product as uncharacterized. The record is from RefSeq and is a predicted model, not a curated record. The transcript has a single exon. Bases 1 to 438 code for a protein of 145 amino acids. NCBI's taxonomy places the organism in Eukaryota, Parabasalia, Trichomonadida, Trichomonadidae.